Molecule: messenger RNA, 1719 nt
Organism: Fusarium pseudograminearum CS3096
Lineage: Eukaryota; Fungi; Ascomycota; Sordariomycetes; Hypocreales; Nectriaceae
Exons: 3
Coding region: 1-1719 (572 amino acids)
Molecular function (GO): monooxygenase activity; heme binding; iron ion binding
Source: RefSeq, a predicted model, not a curated record
AUGGCGCUUUCAAAUUUUGGUAGUAUCGACUAUCCAUUUCUCGUAGGUGGACUUUUAUUGGUUGGUUUCAUUUACACAAUCUACCGAUCAAUACUACCUCGUCCCCUAGAAGGAAUCCCGUACAACGUCGCAGCCACGAAGCGAAUCUUUGGCGAUCUGCCCGAAGUCCGUGCCUAUGGUAGCUUGACCGAUUGGCUCGCGACGCAAGCUGUCAAACAUCAAUCACCGAUUUUCCAAGCCUUUAUUCGUCCCAUAAGCAAACCCUGGGUGGUUGUCACUGACUACUAUGAGGCAUCUGAGAUUUGCACUCGUCGUUUCAAAGAGUUUGAUAGAGGUAGUGCGAGCACGUCUAUUUUCAAGGGCGUUGUUCCUGGUUCACAGAUUACGCUUCAGAGUCAUAAUCCGCAGUUUAAGAAAAACAAGGAACUUGUCAGGAAUUUGAUGACGCCGACGUUUUUGUCUGAGGUAUCAGCGCCAGAAAUCUACGACAAGUUCUCACGGCUUGUUGAGUUGUGGAAUUUGAAACUUGAACUUGCAGAUGGAAAGUUCUUCGCUGCUUCAAGAGACAUACACCAUGCCGCCCUGGACAUCAUUGUCUGUGCCUCUUUCGGGAUAGACACUCAAGACACACAACUGGUGAAAGAAAAAGAUCAACUCAGCAUAGAGCCUCGAAGUGAGAAUGAUGGCGAAAUCUCAUUCAAAGAGGUGCCACUGCGUGAGGAGCUAGGUGCUUUGACUAUCUUAUCCGAAAGUGUAGCAAAGGUUGUCAGGACACCCUCCCCUCCAUUCUUUCACUUUCUAUAUCGCAACCUGUCAUCAACGAUGCGCAAUGCCAUCGCCUUGACUAUAAAGUUGCAGCGCCGCGAGAUUGCAAACGGUAUCAAACGACGACAGAACGGGGAAGCGAUGAAGUGCGCGUUGGAUGAGAUAUCGGUCAGAGAAGAAGCCACGGCAAAGAAAGAGGGGAGAGAACCUGACUACCAUUCUCAGACUAUCGCCAGCGAGCUCAUGUCAUAUUUGAUCGGCGGCCAUGAAACUACAUCUUCCACCAUACGAUGGGGCAUAAGCUAUCUCAGCAGAGACCAAAGAGCACAAUCCGAAUUACGAAAAGGUCUUCAAGAAGCUUAUCAGCAAGCCAAAGCCGAAAAACGCCCUCCCACUCUCACAGAGAUCAUACAAACGCGUGUGCCAUAUCUCGAUGCUGUCAUCGAUGAAACACUUCGAGUAUCGUACACUUUCGGCAUGACCCUACGAGAAGCUGUAGUCGACACACAAUUGCUCGGCGCCCACAUCCCAAAAGGAACAGCCAUCGCCUUUCUCUCCAACGGUCCAGGUGUACUUUCACCACCAAUCCAAUACGAUGAGUCGCGCAGUAGUGAAUGGGUCCGGGCGCGAAAGCCAAAGCAGCCUGCUGAUCAAGAAUACGCCUUUCCUGACUUUGUCCCCGAGAGAUGGCUCAAGUCGGUAGUAAAUGAAGCUGGCAAAGAGGAAGUUGUGUUUGAUUCUCAAGCCGUCCCUAUUCAGGCAUUUGGGCAGGGCCCUCGCGGGUGCUUUGGUAAGAGAUUGGCGUAUCUCGAGAUGAAGAUCUUUUUCACUCUCAUUAUUUGGACAUUUGAGCUUUUGCCGUUGCCUGCGCAUGUGGCUACUCCCAAGGAAGUUUCAUCUCUGACCAGGUACCCGGAUCGAGUCUUUAUCAAGCCGCGCCGGGUAGUACUGUAG